This is a messenger RNA of Phalaenopsis equestris, 1134 nucleotides long. RefSeq names its product protein CREG1. Lineage: Eukaryota; Viridiplantae; Streptophyta; Magnoliopsida; Asparagales; Orchidaceae. The transcript has 6 exons. The coding region runs from base 137 to 871 and encodes 244 amino acids. The record is from RefSeq and is a predicted model, not a curated record.
UAUAAGAAUCGUGCAAGCAACAUCCCCUCACAAUAAAUUUGCAUAUAGAGAAAAAUGAGCUCAAUCGGUAGCGGCUGCACCACGCUUCGUCCCUCCGAAAGCAACCGCAACCGAUCAAUGACGAGAGGGGAAGAUAAUGGAUAUGGAUUACGGGUUGUAUAAGCGGGCCCGUUAUCCUAUAUUAAUGUCGCUCCAUCCGUCCUACUUGAUGCAGCGAGUCGCCAUGGGAUAUCCCUCUUCGUGUUAUUCAUGCGUCACAUUUGGCGCUUUCUUUCUUCUUUUACCGUUUCUUCUCCGAUCUCCGGCCGCCGUGAGUGCUCGGAUUCUCCGCCUUCCGUCGAAGCCGGACCCGAAGGAUGCUGUCGGCACAGCUCGCUGGCUAGCGGGGCAGAAUAUCUGGGGCGUCCUUAGCACAAUCUCAAGUGAUCAAGGAGGAUCUCCUUUUGGAAAUGUGGUUUCAUUUAGUGAUGGAUUACCGGAUGAUGGGCGUGGUAUUCCAUAUUUUUAUUUAACAGAGCUAGACCCUACAGCAAGAGAUGCUUUGAAGGAUGCAAGGUCAUCUUUUACUUUGAGUGAGCACCCACUUGGAACUUGUGGCAAAAAGGAUCCUGAAAACCCAACAUGUGCUAAGCUUACGCUAACUGGAAAGCUGAAAUUGGUGGAUAAUUCAUCUGCCGAAAUUCAGUUUGCAAAGAAUGCACUUUUCAGCAAGCAUCCUGAAAUGGAAGACUGGCCAAUUGGUCACAACUUCAAAAUUUUCAGAUUGGACAUUGAGAAUAUAUUCCUGAUUGACUGGUACGGUGGUGCCAAACCUAUAACUCCACCACAAUACCUCAAUAAUGGAAAGAACGGAAGCACUUCUUCCUCUUAAUUUGCUGACAUUAAAUUCAUCAUGCCCGUAGCCAACAGUCUUAAAGCUCACUUGGUUGAAUUUACAAAAAUCAAAAUCAUUCCCAUCCAUAUAUUCUAUAAUGUACAGGUCUAUGCCUAUAUCCAGUGCUGUAAUCAUGUCUACUAUUGCCAAAUGUAAUUGCUUCUGUGAAAUUUCCUAAUGUUUGUUGAUAAAGUUUGAAAAUUAUCAUUUCUGUAUCAAUAAGACGCGCCAUUUACAUUAAAUUAAUAAUAAUAUUUAUG